UUAUCGUUUUGUCGUUAUAGCAACCGUAAAUUUGAAAUUGCGGUCACGCCCAAUUAUCAAGCUCUUGCUAGAAUAUUUUGAACUGUUGAUACUUCUAAUAACGCUACUGCUUCAUAUCUGCCACAAUGGCCCAUUACAGAGCUUCGGAAUCCAAAAGAGAACAAUUUCGAAGAUAUCUAGAAAAAGCUGGAGUUUUGGACAGCCUCACCAAUGUGUUGGUGGCCUUAUACGAAGAAACCGAGAAACCUAAUAACGCUUUGGACUUUCUAAAGCAUCACCUCGGUGUAGCAGGGGCUGAGCCUGCAGAUACCGAGGCCCUUCGUCUGGAGCUGUCUGAGCUGCAACAGAAGUUGGAUCUGCUUACAGAGGAAAACCGAGACCUCAGAAACCGGGUCAGAAAAAAGAAUCCUGAAAUAUAUAGGGUGAUCAUUGACCUGGUUUAGUCCCAAAUUAGUUUUAAUCCGAAUCUGUGUUUGGGAAGCCCCGCCCCCAUGCCCCAACAUGUAUGAUCUUAUGUACCAUGCCAAUACAGUAAAUAUAGAA
This is a messenger RNA of Esox lucius (northern pike), 543 nucleotides long. RefSeq names its product c-Myc-binding protein-like. Gene Ontology annotation, molecular function: transcription coactivator activity. The coding region runs from base 126 to 443 and encodes 105 amino acids. NCBI's taxonomy places the organism in Eukaryota, Metazoa, Chordata, Actinopteri, Esociformes, Esocidae. Gene Ontology annotation, biological process: regulation of DNA-templated transcription. Gene Ontology annotation, cellular component: nucleus. The transcript has 4 exons. The record is from RefSeq and is a predicted model, not a curated record.